CAAAAACAAACAAACAAACACAAAAAGAAAAUGCCAUGUUCGAGAGAAGAAGCUCUCGUUAGGCUCUUCCACAAUGCCUCAAGCCUUUUCCAACUCCUCUUCCUCUUCUCUUCUCUCUCCUUCAUUUUCCUUUUCAACUUCUUCCACUUUGUUGGUCGCAAUCCAAUAUUUCCAAGGAGCCAAAAUGGAUAUGACUACAACAUGUUUUCGGACGAGGAAGAAGAGGAAGAGGGAGAGGAAGAAGUACAGGAAAGAAGCUUUGACGACCAUUUGGUGGCAGACAUCAUUCGAGGAGGCGAAGCGUUGCUGUUCUUACCAAACGGCGUCGGUUUCGUUCAAAGCGAAACCGACCAAAAUCUCAGCUCGGAUCAGGAGUUCGUAAGCCCGCACGAGAGCGUCGCCGAAGAUGAUCCAAAUUACGCCACUGAACUCUUGUCCAUGCAUGACACUGACCUCAGCGACUCGGAAUCUGACUACAACGACGGUAAUCAUGAUCGCGAUGAUACCGUACUACAAGAAAUCCCGGCGAGAAGAGAUUCAGAUUCGCUUCACAAUAAUCGUGUCUCAAACAACGAAGGAUGGCCCACAUCGCCCAUCAUAACUAUAGACUUACGGAAUCAUGAUUUGGUCAUGGACGGUGAAAAAAUGAUCUGUGACGAAUAUGUUUAUGAUAAGAUUAACAGUGAGACCAAGAUGGACACAAAUUUCUCCGGGGAUGAGAAGUUUAUUAGUUUUGCUCCGACCCAGUUGGAGACAAAGAAGUUUCUAGCGAAAGAGAAAGACAUUAUUUAUCAUGAAGAAGAGGAAGUGUUUGGGGAUUCUUGUACGGUUGGAUCAACUUCUAAGAGCUCCUCUGAAUGGCGAAGCUCAAUUAAUUAUAGAGAUUCCGGGACUGAUCAAGAUCCAUUUUCUUCUUCAUCAAGGAGGAGUUGCCCCAAGUGGGAGUCUUACACUGUUUUUCAGAAAUAUGAUGAAGAAAUGAUGUUCCUAGAUAGAAUUAGUGCUCAAAAGCUCCAUGAAACAGAAUCGCUAAGAUCAAUAAAAGUCUCUCCAAGAUCAGUUUCGGAGAGGAUUGUCCACAAGUUCGCUACGGCGAACAAAACGCCAAAGGAGAUUCGGCGGAACCCUUAUCACGAAUUGGAGGCUGCUUAUGCGGCUCAAAUCUGCUUGACUUGGGAAGCUCUUAAUUGGAAUUACAAGAAGUUUCAACAGAAGAAAGCUUUACAUGGUGAUUUUGAACCUGGUUGUCCAGGCCAAAUUGCGCAGCAAUUUCAGCAGUUUCAAGUCCUUCUACAAAGGUACGUAGAGAAUGAGCCCUAUGAGCAGGGGAGAAGACCUGAAAUUUAUGCAAGGAUGAGACUUUUGGCACCAAAGUUGCUUCAAGUUCCCGAAUACCGAGAUUUAGAAGAUGAUCAAAGGGAAGACGGUUUGGGCUCAAGGAUUUCUUCACCUGAUUUUCUUAUCAUAAUGGAAGAUUGUAUCCAUACUUUCAUGAAUUUUCUCAAGGCUGAUAAGGAAAAUCCCUGCAAAUUUAUAUCAUCUUUGUUUAAAAGAAAACGAAGAGGUUCAGUAGAUCCAACACUUCUUCAUCUCAUGAAGAAAGUCAAUCAAAAAAAGAAGAUAAAGCUUAAAGAUCUUCGCCGGGCCCAAAAAUGCUUGAGAAGAAGAAAAUUGAAAUUGGAUGAUGGGAUGGAAAUAGUGAUGGGUUUAAUAGAUCUAAAGGUGGUUUCUAGGGUUUUGAGGAUGAAAGAGCUGAAUGAAGAACAAAUGCAUUGGUGUGAAGAAAAAAUGAGCAAAGUGAGAAUUUUGGAUGGGAAACUUCAAAGAGAUUCCUCGCCACUUUUUUUCCCUGCACACUGACCCACAAGAGAAUCUUGCUUGGCAAUGACUAGAUAUAUCAUGAAUGUUGCAAAAGCUCAUUGACUGCACAAAAAUGAAUAUCCUCAGGCCCUCUUUUGUAAAUAGAAUUAUCGAAGAAAAUUUGCGGAGUGGGGCCUACAAAUCAAAGUAAUUACAUGUGGGGGGUGACAUGGAUUUUGGGAGAUAGGGAAUCCAAUAUUAAAGAAUAGGAGGGGAAAAGAUGGUAUUGGUUGGUGUGUAAUGUGAUUCGUGAAUAUUGAAAGUGAAAGGACCGGAGACAAAGCAAAGAAUAGAUCAGGCAAUACCAACUUUAACUUUAAUUUUUACAGCUUUUUUUUUUUUUUUUUUCCUCUCUUUAAUUAGGGUUUAAUGUUUAUCUACGAGGAUGAGCUAGCAAGGCUGCUACACAUGCAUAAAUUAUGGAAUAAAAAGGUAGCACAUGGUACACUAAAGGGGUACGUACGUAGGAUAGAAUUAUAUAGGGCCCCACUUGGUUUCGGGGGGAAAAGGAGGAAAUAAGAUGCAGAAAUAAAUGU
Molecule: messenger RNA, 2396 nt
Organism: Morus notabilis
Lineage: Eukaryota; Viridiplantae; Streptophyta; Magnoliopsida; Rosales; Moraceae
Exons: 6
Coding region: 31-1860 (609 amino acids)
Source: RefSeq, a predicted model, not a curated record